Ornithorhynchus anatinus (platypus) is the source of this 1354-nucleotide messenger RNA. RefSeq names its product autophagy related 101 (gene ATG101). The record is from RefSeq and is a predicted model, not a curated record. Gene Ontology annotation, cellular component: phagophore assembly site. Gene Ontology annotation, biological process: autophagy; autophagosome assembly. Bases 464 to 1120 code for a protein of 218 amino acids. Lineage: Eukaryota; Metazoa; Chordata; Mammalia; Monotremata; Ornithorhynchidae. The transcript is spliced from 4 exons.
GACUGGCCUGCUCCGUUCGGUCCUUGUAAACAGACACGCACAGAGACACACGGAGUCCCGUCCUCGUAGGCAGUCGGGGUCGCCGGAGCGGAGCGGUGGAGGUUUGGAAGGUUUGGUUUCCCGGACCCCGCGGGGAGGCGGGGGAGGAUUCCCGGCCCUCGGGCCUCCUGCUCCUUUUAGCCGUCCUUCUCCGGAUCCGCCUGCGGGACCGGGCCUGCCGCCGUGGGGCCUCGCGGCGGCCAGAAGCCGCUGCGCGUUUGGCUCUCUCCAUCGUCCCGCCCCCCCGGCUGGCCCUCGGACCCAGCCGAGGCCGCCCCCGGGGGCCGACACCGACGCUGAGGCCUCGCUCUCGGAUCCGUGACCCGCCUGAUCUCCCCGUGCUCCGCUCUGUGUGCAGGACUUCACCGUCGCCCUCGCCGGGACCUUCCUCUCCUAAAGGGCGGGACUCCGGGCCGGGCGGAGGAUGAACUGCCGGGCAGAGGUGCUGGAGGUGUCGGUGGAAGGGCGGCAGGUGGAGGAGGCCCUGCUGGCCGUGCUGCACACCGUCCUCCUGCACCGCACCACCGGAAAGUUCCACUACAAGAAGGAGGGCACCUACUCCAUCAGCACCGUGGGCACCCAGGACGUCGACUGCGACUUCAUCGACUUCGCCUACGUGCGCGUCUCCUCCGACGAGCUCGACCGGGCCCUGCGCAAGGUCGUGGGCGAGUUCAAGGACGCCCUGCGGAGCUCGGGCGGCGACGGGAUGGGGCAGGUCUCCCUGGAGUUCUACCAGAAGAAGAAGUCGCGCUGGCCCUUCUCGGACGAGUGCAUCCCGUGGGAGAUGUGGACGGUCAAGGUGCACGUGGUCAGCCUGGCCACGGAGCAGGAGCGGCAGAUCUGCCGCCAGAAGGUGGGCGAGAAGCUCUGCGAGAAGAUCGUCAACGUGGUGGAGGUGAUGAGCCGCCACGACUACCUGCCCAAGAUGCCCACCCAGUCGGAGGUGGACAACGUGUUCGACACGGGCCUGCGAGACGUGCAGCCCUACCUGUACAAGCUCUCCUACCAGAUCACCGACGCGCUGGGCACCUCCGUCACCACCACCGUGCGCCGCCUCAUCAAAGACACCUUGGCCCUCUAGGCGCCCGCGGAGCCCCCGGCCCCCCGCCGGGAUCUGACUCCCCCCUUUUAGCCCCCUUUCGUGGUUUUAAAACGGGAAGGGCCGGACUCGCUUCCUCCUCCGGUCCCCCGGGAGCGCUUUGACCUCCGCCGUGCUCCACGCCCACCACCCAGGUGACCGCUCCGCCCGUUCCCCCGCCUGGAACCCCUUUUGCCCGGCGAAUAAACGUCUCUGCCGUUCCUCUUCCCUCCCCAA